Eimeria acervulina is the source of this 216-nucleotide messenger RNA. RefSeq lists its product as hypothetical. The record is from RefSeq and is a predicted model, not a curated record. NCBI's taxonomy places the organism in Eukaryota, Apicomplexa, Conoidasida, Eucoccidiorida, Eimeriidae. Bases 1 to 216 code for a protein of 71 amino acids. The transcript is spliced from 3 exons.
AUGCCGUAUUCAGGCACAGGGCUGUUAAGCCCAGUGGAUACUGCGGAGGGGAGAAGAGAUACAUUUGAGCCAGUGCGCGUGCAAGUCGGGGUUGUAUCGGAGCAAGCAGUGAAGCGGCUGGAUAGCAACAUGUCUAUUGUCAUGGGAUUCAAGACAUGCGGUUGCAGGCCAGACAUGAGGAGUGCGCCUGCCGUUUCCCCCAUCGUCUCAAUUUGA